Molecule: messenger RNA, 650 nt
Organism: Cyanistes caeruleus (blue tit)
Lineage: Eukaryota; Metazoa; Chordata; Aves; Passeriformes; Paridae
Source: RefSeq, a predicted model, not a curated record
UGUUCCCGGCUUUCCUGAGCUCGCUGCUGCCGCUGCUGCUGCCGCCGCCGGUGCCGCUGAAGUCGCUGCCAUGUCCGGGCGCGGGAAGCAGGGCGGGAAGGCGCGCGCCAAGGCCAAGUCGCGCUCGUCGCGGGCCGGGCUGCAGUUCCCCGUGGGCCGCGUGCACCGGCUGCUGCGCAAGGGCAACUACGCGGAGCGCGUGGGCGCCGGCGCCCCGGUGUACCUGGCGGCCGUGCUGGAGUACCUGACGGCCGAGAUCCUGGAGCUGGCGGGCAACGCGGCCCGCGACAACAAGAAGACGCGCAUCAUCCCCCGCCACCUGCAGCUCGCCAUCCGCAACGACGAGGAGCUCAACAAGCUGCUGGGCAAGGUGACCAUCGCGCAGGGCGGCGUGCUGCCCAACAUCCAGGCCGUGCUGCUGCCCAAGAAGACCGACAGCCACAAGGCGAAAGCCAAGUAAAUGCUUUGUGUGGCUCAUCGUGAAACAAAGGCUCUUUUCAGAGCCGCCCACAUUCGUCAUAAAGGGUUGUGUCACUGCUGUUUUAGUUCUCUACUGAAAGGAGACUGAUUCGUAAGUUUGUAUUUAACUCUUUAAUUAUGCUCUUCUCUAUUUCCUUCUCCCUGUUCUUUGACCGAGACUAUUUACUGCU